Puntigrus tetrazona (Sumatra barb) is the source of this 3472-nucleotide messenger RNA. RefSeq names its product voltage-gated potassium channel subunit beta-1-like. NCBI's taxonomy places the organism in Eukaryota, Metazoa, Chordata, Actinopteri, Cypriniformes, Cyprinidae. Gene Ontology annotation, cellular component: juxtaparanode region of axon; voltage-gated potassium channel complex; membrane. Gene Ontology annotation, biological process: potassium ion transport; transmembrane transport; negative regulation of delayed rectifier potassium channel activity. The coding region runs from base 1 to 1257 and encodes 418 amino acids. The transcript has 15 exons. Gene Ontology annotation, molecular function: voltage-gated potassium channel activity; transmembrane transporter binding; potassium channel regulator activity. The record is from RefSeq and is a predicted model, not a curated record.
AUGAUCGCAGCUCGCAGUAGUUCGGUGGGUCGAGGGGGCCCCGAGGAGCCCUCCAGGCACCGCAGACAGUCAGCUGCUUCUCUGGCAGGGCACCGUGGCCACCGCAGCUCUCAAGAGAGCACUCGUGAUAACCAUGCUCAGCACCGGCAGGGGGCGCUGCUGCGGGCGAGGAAAGCCUUUCUUAUCAAGGAGAUGGAAACCAACUGGUACUUGAAGCUGUGCGGCCGGGCCAGAGAAGAUUGUGUUGCUUUUGAGACCGGCAUGCCUUACCGCUCCAUAGGGAGGUCACAAUUAAGACGGGAUAGAUUAGGGUUAGGGACAUGGGUGACAUUCGGAGGACAGAUUUCGGAUGAAGUGGCGGAGCAGCUGAUGACUAUAGCGUAUGAGAGCGGGGUAAACCUUUUUGACACCGCAGAGGUGUAUGCUGCUGGAAAAGCUGAAGUCAUACUGGGAAACAUCAUCAAAAAGAAGGGCUGGAGGCGAUCCAGCCUGGUUAUUACCACAAAGCUCUACUGGGGUGGAAAAGCUGAGACAGAACGAGGCCUUUCUAGGAAACACAUUAUUGAAGGUCUUAAGGGCUCCUUGCAGAGGAUGCAGCUGGAAUAUGUAGAUGUGGUCUUCGCCAACCGGCCUGAUAGCAACACACCGAUGGAGGAGAUCGUCAGAGCCAUGACCUACGUGAUAAACCAAGGCAUGUCUAUGUACUGGGGGACCUCAAGAUGGACAGCUAUGGAAAUAAUGGAAGCAUAUUCUGUAGCGAGGCAGUUUAACCUGAUUCCUCCGGUGUGUGAGCAGGCAGAGUAUCAUCUCUUCCAGAGGGAGAAGGUCGAGGUGCAGCUGCCUGAGCUCUAUCAUAAGAUAGGUGUGGGUGCCAUGACAUGGUCUCCUUUGGCCUGCGGGAUCAUCAGUGGAAAGUAUGAAAACGGUAUCCCAGAAUCCUCCAGGGCAGCUAUGAAGUCGUACCAGUGGCUGAAAGACAAGAUAGUCAGUGAGGACGGACGAAAGCAGCAGGCAAAGCUAAAAGAACUCGGUCAUAUUGCUGAGAAGUUGGGUUGCACUUUGCCUCAGCUCGCCGUGGCCUGGUGUCUGCGGAACGAGGGAGUGAGCUCAGUACUACUAGGAACCUCAAAUGCAGAGCAGCUAACCGAAAACCUAGGAGCCAUACAGGUUCUUCCAAAGAUGACGUCCCACGUGGUCUCAGACAUUGAUCAUAUACUUGGGAACAGGCCGUACAGUAAGAAGGACUAUCGUUCUUAGGGGGCUGCAGACGCAAGCUCGGGGGCGAAGAGAGAUACGCGUCGCAGUUUCCGUACCCUAGUGGUUCCUGGUCCGAAUCGGUUUUCAUCAUCGGUCAGACCUCUCUCUCUCUCUCUCUCUCUCUCUCUCUCUCUCUGAAGCCUUAGAGCGCCGUUCUCCAUAACCCGUUACCUGCAUCCCCUCUGUUUCUGCUAGUGUGCCUUUGCACCCAAACACGGCAAGAAAUCCCUCGACCGGUGUCCAGGUGUCACCUCGUUAGGGCACCUUGCAGGAGAGCUUCACUCACAGAUGUGGUCUAUGAACCUUAUAAACACCCAUGCUUGACCUCUGCUCUCAAAACCAUCAGCCACCGGGACGUCUGGCGGUUUUAGCCCACACACACACACACACACACACACACACACACAGAGUGGAGGAACAGAGCAUGUCUCCCUCUUGUGUUGAAACGCAUCGAACCUGUUUCACGGACUGCAGAGCCCAGACUCAGUGGAACAGCGCGCAUCCGCAAAGAUUCAAGCUGUUUUGCCUGUGCAAGAAUGCCUGCAUUGAUAUUUUUAUGAGGGGUAUUUUAAAGAGAAUGCUUUAUAAAGCGAGCCACAGGCGCGCGUGGCAGAAAAAUACGCGAAUGCGCACUUAAAUUACUUGAACGAGGGUAGCAUAAACCUACGAAUACAUGCUUACUGAACAUGCAACUGUAUCAUAAACCGACCUCAAUCCGCACUGCAGUCUAAAUAUACAGCAUUAGAGUUGAUCUAACGCGCGUAGAAUAUAUUAAGCCUAAUGCAUUCAAGGUAAUGUUCGAUUAUAAACGAGUGACUUAUGGAUGACAUUCAGAGGAAAACUACUUAAAGAGAUACCCUUGUGAAAAAGAAGUGCGUUUAGUUGUAUUGUAUGUGCAUCUUUUUUAAAAACUGUACUUUUAGAUGAUAUAAUAUCAAUGCAGUGUAUGUAAGUACAAUUUCAUGACCAUGUUUCUUAAUAUGCCUAAUUGGACUUUUAAGUCAGAUUUACUUUAAAGUACAUUUUUAAAUCCUUUUUGUUUUAACUGAAGCGUCAAUGUGCUUUCCGUAAGUACAAAUUAAAGCACUAACAAUAAUUCCAUUUAAAGUGACUAUAUUUUAAAAGUACUUUGUCAAAAAUGCAUAGGUUUCGAUGUAAAUUCAUUGAAAGCGCAAUUUAGUUUUAUGCCGUAAACGCUUGUCAGUGCAUUAGUACGCUUCAAUCACAUUUCAGAGACUAUAAUAAUUAUAAAAUUGCAAUUAAAGAUAAUAACGAAGUCCUGUUGAUGUGGAUCAAAAAAAGGCACACGCAGAAUUUGAUAUAAAUUUAACCUGCAAUCAAUUUUACAAAAACAAACAACACAUUCAGUUAAGCACUUAAGCAUAAUAUUAUAUAUUUAGGCGUAUGAUUUCCGUAAUAAGCACACAGGUAUUCUAAAGUCUUCUUUUUCACAAGGGUAGUUCGCCUAAAAAUGAAACUCCUCCGGUCGCUUGUUGUUUCUGACCCAAUCGAAACAGAAACCGCUGUGAACUAAAGAGCCGUUUUGAAAAGCAACAACUGAGGGUCGGUCGAUGGCGGGUUUUCAUUUAGGGGUGGACUGUCCCUUUAAGAAUCAAGCGGCCCCUAACGUAACGGGAACGGGUCUGAUUUACUGUUUGUCUCUUGCUCGCCCUACUUGAAAGCCAUACUUUAUCACGCCCUAGAUAUUUUAAACACAGACGAGCCGCUUUACCCCGUAGUGCUGAAAUACUUCGAGCUUUUAGAUGAAUUUGAAACUUGUUGGGAGUUUGGCUCGGGCAAACAAGACAGAAGAUAGGCUUUUCGAGACGGUUGUGUACAUAGCGUUACCUUUAGUCUCCCUGCGGAGUGCCUUGAUUCUCACCUGCAUGAACAUUAUUAGGGCUUGCCCAUUCUCCCAUGGGUCCAUGAGUGUAAUACUGUGAGCUUUUCUCAAUUGUAAAUGAUGUCUUUUACAAAAACGGAAGAAAUCAUACCACGCGGCGACUAUUGUUUUCUAAAGUUUGUAACAUUGUUUCUGAGAAAAGAGGAGCUGUUGGAUGCACAGGCUGUUCCGAAUCGCUGCGCCGGGGUCUUUUUAUCAUAUCAUGCAUCUCUCUCCCUGUAUGGCAGCAGUGUACUUCUGUAAAUAUAAAUAUGUAAACAGUACAUAGAGGUAGAUUAUAUGCUUGAAAUAAAAACGCGUAAGGCCAGUAAA